CACUAGGAGACGUGUAUAGGGUGGGGUUGUAGCUCUCGCCAGUGCAAGGCUGCAUGCCGGUCGCCUGUGGAGGAGAGAGGGGGAGGGAGAAGAGGGGGAUAGGUUCAUCACAGAGAGAGAAGGAGGGGGUGUCGGCGUGAACAGAGGGAGGGGAAGGGAAGGAGGGGUUUUAAAGGGUGGGCUUGUAGUCAUUGUUAGCCAGCAAGUCAGAGAGAGGCGCGAGCAGGCAGACAGUGAGUGUGUGUGCAAAUUGUGAUGAGUAAAAGCAUUAGGCGACUCAGCUGUUGGUACAGCCAGUGAGCGUGUGCAAGAGCGCGAGGGAGUGAGAGAGAAGUGUAAGGCAAAAAGGAAAGAAAGAAGGGAAAAGAGAAAGGAUAUUACAAGUAUGCUGUGCUGCAUAAGAAGAACAAAACCGGUUGAGAAGAAUGAAGAGGCUGACCAGGAAAUCAAGCAGGAUGAGAAGAAACCAGAGGACAAAGCCCACAAGGCGGCCACCAAAAUCCAGGCCAGCUUUCGUGGACACAUACUCCGGAAAAAAAUGAAAGAUGGAGAGGAGGAUGAGGAGGCCAGUCCAGCUGUCCCAGAGGAGGCGGCGAAGGAGGUGGCAGACGGAGAGGAGGAGAAGAAGGAAGACAUCCCCCCUGCGACUGAGCAGGCUGCGGAGGAAAAAGACCCCACUGAUGUUAAAGAGGAGGAGACAAGCCAAGCCAAAAGCCCCAUCUCAGAAAAGCCAGCAAACUCUCCUGCCCCUGUCGCCACCUCUCCCGUAGCCGCAGCCACCUCGCCUGUGACAGCAGCAGCCUCUCCCACUGCAGCGGCGGCGCCUUCAGAGCCUCCCAAAGAGGAAGCCAAGGCAGAGCCCAGCAACACCAAGGAGAAGCCCAAAGAGGUGGACAGCAGUGAAGCUCCGGUUUCUGCCCAAAUCCCCUCCACUGAUUGUGCUGAAAAGAGCGUGGAGGGUGGUGCUGUCCAGGAGGAGUCCAAACAAGCCGACGUGCCUGCUGCUACUGUCAGUGAGACGGCUGAUAAGGAGGAGCCUCACCAAACACAAGACAAAAAAGAUGCUGCCGAAGAAUCCCAACCAGCUGAGGCCCCAGCAGAGGCAGACCAGGAGUCCAAGGAGGGCCAAGAGAAAGUUUAACAUAGAGAAAAAAAUUACUAUGAUUACAAAUUAAUUUAAAGGGUGACUCUUCUCCUUCUGAAUGUGAAGACAGUCCGUUUUUAUUUGUUUGUCAUGUUUUUGUGUGGCGAUGAUUUCCUUACGUUGGGGGAGUUUCCAACAUGCCUUUUUUUGGCUCAAGCUAUAAGUGCUAUGAUUUGGGUAUGUUCCGUAUCUUACAUGAUUGAAUCGAUGGUUGGACGUAUCCACGUUUUGAACUGAGUUUCAAAACCCUAGAAAGCUGGACAGGACAUUUUCAUAUUCUGCUUGAGUUUAUCAAGCUUGGUUUACGUUCUUUGAGUAGUCGGUACUUCUCCUUCCUCACUUAUACAACUAACAGGUCUGAGGGGAUUUUGAGGACUUUACAGAAAAUGAUGAAUAAUAUGACAUAAAUGUUGUUGGCCCCACAACUAAAAUCCCCCUUCCAAAGUACAUGAUUAGCAUGAACCAUCUAACAAGUUGCAUGGGAACUCUUCCACUGAGAGGAACUUUUCAGUCACAAUACAAAAAAAAAUGUGGCUUCAUUUUGAUGUCCUUGGUGUUGUUAUGACAGUUUGAUAUAAAUUGGAAUUACUCUUGCACUGAUGUUAAAAAGAAAAUCAAACAAACAAAAUUAAAAAACGUUUCCUAUGUCCCAGUGAGUGCAAUGUCCAGUUUGAAUCUGAGGAGUUCAAUUGUGAAAAAAUAAAAAAAUGGUUUCAAUGUCUGUUUUCAAAAUAAAGCAAUGUGCCAAUUACCAUCA
Molecule: messenger RNA, 1901 nt
Organism: Oncorhynchus kisutch (coho salmon)
Lineage: Eukaryota; Metazoa; Chordata; Actinopteri; Salmoniformes; Salmonidae
Product: neuromodulin
Exons: 3
Coding region: 386-1141 (251 amino acids)
Biological process (GO): regulation of growth
Molecular function (GO): protein binding
Source: RefSeq, a predicted model, not a curated record